AAAUGGCUCAUGGUGGGAGCUCCAGUUGAAGGGCUCUGGGAAAACCCCUUAUUCUCGCAGUGGAGAUGGAAGAGCAGUAAUACGGUCAAGUGUUCGAGAAUUCCUUGCUGCUGAAGCUAUGGCUGCUCUAGGUUUCAGAACAUCAAGAAGUGCAUCAAUUGUGGUGGGAGAAGAGUUAGCCUUAAGAGAUCAGUUUUAUAAUGGGAAUCUGAAGAUGGAGAAGAUGGCUGUAGUGCUUCGUCUUGCUCCUACUUGGUUCAGAUUUGGUUCUUUAGAAAUACUUGCCAGAAGGGAUGAAACAGAGAUCCUUCAGUUAUUACUGGACCACAUCAUUGAGAAACACUUUAGAAAUAUAGCAGUUACAGAUCCUGAUCGAUAUCUAAGCCUUUUCUCAAAAAUUGUUGAAGAAACAGCAGAAAUGAUUGCUCAGUGGCAGAGUGUUGGUUUCACUCAUGGGGUAAUGAACACUGAUAAUAUGAGCCUUGCAUCAGUUACUAUAGAUUAUGGACCAUUUGGAUUUCUGGACACUUAUGAUCCUGAUUUUAUACCAAAUUCAUCUGAUGAUGAGGGUAUGUAUAGUUACAAAAAUCAGCCUAAAGUGGGAUAUUACAAUCUACAUAGACUUGCUGAUGCUCUUCGGCCACUACUGUCACCAAGUCAGAUACAGCAGAUAAAGCAAAUCCUCCCCGGGUUUCACGUGCAUUUUCAAACUGCUUAUCUUCAGUUGUUUGCAAGGAAAUUAGGGCUUCAGAAUUCCAAAAUGGAAGAUAAAAUGCUGGUUGAAAAUUUGCUUGACAUAAUGAAGGACAGUAAAGCAGAUUUUACCAUGACCUUUUGGGAGAUUGGAAACCUGUCACUGAAAGAAAUAGAGUCAAAGAAUGUACCCAAGAACUUUUGGAGCUUGCCUAAGAUUUUAAAUCACAGCAAAUUUGAUUCAUUCCUGAGUCAGUAUAAGUUGCGCUUACAAGAAGAAAAUUCGAGUGAGGAGACAAGGCAGUCCAUCAUGGCUAGUACUAAUCCAAGGUAUAUCCUAAGAAACUGGAUAGCUCAGCACGUAAUAGAACAAGUUGAACAGGCAAACUUUAAUGAGUUAGACCAAGUGUUGAAUAUUUUAAACAGUCCCUUUUCUAUUCAACCAAUUGCUGAAAAGAAAGGUUUGGCCAGUUCUCCUCCCAAGUGGUCAAAAACUUUAAGAGUCAGCUGUUCAAGCUGAAAUUGAAUCAUCUUGUACACAAGCAUAUACCUCAUGGAGAGAAAUAUACAGUACAAUUCCCAAAUGAAGGGAUGCUCUUUGUCUAUUUUUGUUCUGAUUUCACCAGAAGUACAUAUAAGGGUAUUUAUACUUGAACAUCAAUGGUCUAAAUGUCUGUGUAAAGUAGGUGUGUACUUUUUAUGCAUAUGUAUGUAUGUGACAUAAAUAUCCUCUAUGUACACACACACACACACACUCGCACACACACACACACACACACACACAC
Molecule: messenger RNA, 1478 nt
Organism: Penaeus vannamei (Pacific white shrimp)
Lineage: Eukaryota; Metazoa; Arthropoda; Malacostraca; Decapoda; Penaeidae
Source: RefSeq, a predicted model, not a curated record